GCGAUAAUGGCCGACGUAAUUGCUUGUGUCGGUUCUGGCCUAUCAAUACAAAAUACUGUCUCCGUUGCUGAGACCAAGAAGCAUAUUCCUAUCGCAGCUGCGGGAAAAGUAUUGUUAAACAGACAAGAGGCAGCUGUGACGAGCCAUUUCCAAGAGCAGCUCCAUUUAAAAGAAAGGAGACAGAGCUUUGUUUCAAUUGUCAACGUCUCCUGGCGCAUUCACCAGACGCAUGCAAUCGAUUCAGAGCCAGAUCUUGAUGGCAGAGGAGACGAGGUAGUGUAUAUGAAACAGCACUGUGACUAUGGUCUCCUGUCAUAGCCCCCAUUGUCUGCUAGAUCGAGCGUGAGUUUCAA
Molecule: messenger RNA, 353 nt
Organism: Pocillopora verrucosa
Lineage: Eukaryota; Metazoa; Cnidaria; Anthozoa; Scleractinia; Pocilloporidae
Source: RefSeq, a predicted model, not a curated record